AUGGUAUACCUGUUGUUUGGAAUUCUCAUCGGAGAAAUCAUGGAGGCUUAUAUUGACGAUAUGGUCGUGAAAAGUCUCAAGGCCGAGAACCACCUCUCUCAUCUUGCCGAGGUCUUUGGAAUAUUGAAGAAGCACAAGCUACGGCUUAACGCCGAAAAAUGCGCCUUCGGAGUUAGCUCCGGGAAGUUCCUCGGCUAUUUGGUUACUAGGCGUGGUAUUGAAGCAGAUCCGAACCAGAUCUCAGCUAUUCAGCAAUUGAAACCACCAUCCACCCCUCGGGAAAUUCAGAAGUUAACCGGGAUGGCAGCGGCUCUCAACAGGUUUAUUAGCCGCUCGUCAGAUAAAUGCCAUGUCUUCUUCCAAACUCUUAAGAAGCAGAGCCGACGAAGUUUCAAAUGGACAGAAGAUUGCGAUACAGCCCUCUCCGAGCUGAAAUCCUAUCUUUGUUCGGCACCUCUUCUUGUCAAACCAGUAGCUUUUGAAACUCUCCAUCUCUAUUUAGCUGUCUCUCCACAUGCAGUAAGCUCGGCACUUGUCCGACGGGAAGGCCUUGAGGACCAACCAAUCUACUUUUCGAGCCGAACCUUACUCCCAGCACAGACUAGAUAUCUGCCACUGGAGAAGCUUCUUCUAGCAUUGGUUACAGCAGCUCGGAAACUUCUUCCUUAUUUUCAAGAGCACCCCAUCAUAGUUCUCACGGAAUUUCCACUUAAAAAUCUCUUGAGGAAGGCUGAUCUAUCAAGCAGAGCCCAAGUAUUGGCAGACUUCAUUGCUGAAUUCACCCCUGGAAGCCCGGACGAGAAAACAUUGGUCAAGCCUAAUUAUGGGAUGCUAGAACAACAAGAGGCUCGGAAAACCUGGAACCUAUUCAGUGGAGACGUUUGGAAGUUGCACGUUGAUGGGGUAUCAAACAGCAACGGCGCGGGUGCAGGGGUUGUCCUCCUAAUCGUCAAUCAAGUAACAGGUGAUUAUGAAGCUCGAGACCCAAGAAUGAUUAAGUAUCAAGCCACGGCUCUAGAGCUAAUCCGAGGGUUCAAGGGAUUCCUAAUCGAACAGAUCAACAGAGAGAACAACGCUCAUGCCGACGCUCUAGCCAGUUUGGCCUCAGCAAGCAAAGCAUCUGAUUACCGACACAUCAGCUUCGGCGAGAUCCACCAGCCAAGCUUCGAAGUCUCGGAAGAAGUAUUCAACAUUUCCCUCGGCCCUAGUUGGAUGGAUGAAAUCGUCUCGUUCCUCAAAGACGAUACGCUUCCCUCGGACAAAAAGGAAGCCCACCGUUGGGGCUUGGAUAUAGUUGGCAAACUUCCAACUGCCCCUGGGGGCUUCAAAUUUUUGAUCACCGCAACGGAUUACUUUUCAAAGUGGGUUGAAGCCGAGCCAUUAGUCACAACGACUGAAACAGACGUUCGGCGAUUCGUUUGGAGGAACAUCGUCACAAGGUUCGGCGUGCCUUAUGCAAUUGUUUCGGAUAAUGGCUCCCAAUUCGUCGGAAAAGAGUUAACUGGACUCUGUGCUGAGUUCGGAAUUAGAUUCUUCAAUUCAACCCCAUCCUACCCCCAGGGCAACGGCCAGGCUGAAGCCACAAACAAGACUGUCUGCGCUGGUAUCAAACGUCGGCUGAACUCUAAACGAGGAAAAUGGGCCGAAGAGCUGCCUCGGGUCUUUUGGGCCUAUCGCUCCACUCUAAGACGUUCCACUGGCCAAACUCCCUUUGCAAUGGCCUUCGUCAUGGAGGCUGUGAUCCCACUGGAAUCAAGGUUCCCGACAUUGCGCACCGAAACUUUUGAUCUAGAAUCCAACAAUGAUGCAGUGGCAACCGAGCUUAUCUUAGCCGAAGAGAAGCGAGACGAUGCUCAGCUCAAGUUAGCCAACUAUCAACAAGAAGUCGCUCGGGGCUACAAUCGAAGCGUAAGGCUUAAGAAGUUCAGAACCGACGACUGGGUCUGGAGGAAGGUUGUCUGA
This is a messenger RNA of Rhododendron vialii, 1962 nucleotides long. RefSeq lists its product as uncharacterized. Lineage: Eukaryota; Viridiplantae; Streptophyta; Magnoliopsida; Ericales; Ericaceae. Gene Ontology annotation, biological process: DNA integration. Gene Ontology annotation, molecular function: nucleic acid binding. The transcript has 4 exons. Bases 1 to 1962 code for a protein of 653 amino acids. The record is from RefSeq and is a predicted model, not a curated record.